GUUCAAAAGUUUUGUGAGUGGAUCGAGCAUGGGACCCCAGAAUUUGUGCACAACAGCAUAAACUCAUGUAUCGAUCAGAUAUAAAAUAUGAGGCGAGACAUCAUCGAUUUGCGCGCAGCCCUGUACGUGGCUUUUAUAGCCCCCCCCACUCACAAAACCUAUGAACAUAACCUCCGUAUAUAGGGUCUGAAGAUUUGGGACCGGACCGGACCAUGGUCUGGUCUGGGGUCGGUCAACCGAUGGGGACGCAGCCUACCAAUAAUGGCAUCAAUCACAUGUAGCACAUGGGAGCACGGCCCGAGGCCGGACAAGCCUCACAAGCAAGGGGGUGAUCACAAAUGUCUCUCACUCAUUAAUGUUGACUCGCACAGAAUUCUGGUCCUUGUACCUCGCCUUAUAUUUUAUGUGCGCCAGUACAUCCGUUUUAAGCGCGAUAUGCUUGUACGAAGGGGGGAAGUCCUGUCCUGUUUCACCGACAAAACCUUUCUAGGCUUUAUUUCUGUUGACAAACAUGGUGAAUGAGCAAACUAGACAAGAGAUCAAAAAGACCAGAUUGUCCAGCGUUGUUUUAUCAAGUUUCCGUUCCUAAAUGGCUUCAUUUUCGCGUCUACGGAAGCAGUAUGCGUCCAUCCAAACGGAGCUCUCGGAGGAGCAGCUGGUAACACCCUUGACCGACAAAUUUGAAUAUUUUCGUCCUACCCUCCUCACCUUCGACGAGUUGCCAGAAUGGCAGAAAGACAGUCCAUUUAUUCGCUUUGGCUAUCGCCCAGAAUCAAACUCCGCUCAAGCAUGCUUCGCCAGUUGGCUCUACCUGCACAAUGAGAGUGUCAACAUUUACACACAUUUGAUCCCCGGGAUUCUCUUUCUGGCCGGCGAAGUCAUGAUCUACCAGUACUUUGACGCCAGGUAUCCAGUGGCCACAGUUUCCGACCGUUUGAUAUUUGCCUUCUUUCUUCUAACGGCCGUCACAUGCCUGGGCUUGUCGGCAAUGUUCCAUACCUUUCUGAGCCACUCAGAGCUCAUGUCGCACGUAUGGCUACAACUUGAUUUUGUCGGGAUUAUUGUUUUGAUCCUUGGAGACUUUGUAUCUGCGAUCUACGUAGGUUUCUACUGUGAACCGGCUUUACAAAAGACAUAUUUUACCAUGAUCAUCAGCCUCUGCUCUGCAUCAAUAUUCAUACUCCUAAACCCCAGGUUUCAGAGUGACCGUUGGCGUACGUUCCGUGUCUGCACAUUUGUUUGUACCGGACUUUCCGGCUUCCUGCCUCUCGCCCACGGGGUCAAGAUCCUUGGCUUCUCCCAAAUGCUGAAUCAGUCCGGUAUGCCAUAUUACCUCGCGGAAGGUCUAUUGUUGAUAUUGGGCACGCUUUUCUACACUUUGCGGAUUCCGGAGUCCUUCAAGCCUGGCAGGUUUGAUAUCUUCGGAUGCUCGCAUCAGAUUUUUCAUAUUCUGGUCGUCCUUGCAACUGUGGUUCAUCUGUUUGGUAUUCUCUCUGCGUUUGAUUACCACCAUCGUUAUCAAACUUGUGGGUUUUCUUCGGAACCCCACUGGCCUCUGUAACGCGGUUUACUUCUCCACGGUUAAGACAGUUAUGAUACAAUGAAAUGAAACUAGCAGUGUUGGCAGUAGUUAGUCAGUUUAACAGUUCAAACUGCAGUUUUAGCAGUUGGUUUGGCGAAUUGCGUAAAACUGCAGUUCUUAUCGCACUGGAGUUUAAAACUACCAGUGCGAUGUAUGUAACCAGUUUAUGCAGUUUCAAACUGUCAGUUUGAACUGCAUAAUACACGUGAUAAUUGCACGGUAAAAACU
Pseudogymnoascus destructans is the source of this 1810-nucleotide messenger RNA. RefSeq lists its product as uncharacterized. Bases 590 to 1561 code for a protein of 323 amino acids. Lineage: Eukaryota; Fungi; Ascomycota; Leotiomycetes; Thelebolales; Thelebolaceae. Gene Ontology annotation, molecular function: signaling receptor activity. The record is from RefSeq and is a predicted model, not a curated record. The transcript is spliced from 3 exons. Gene Ontology annotation, cellular component: membrane.